AUGUCGUUUAAGCCGGCACUGGUAGUCGUAGACGUGCAGGAAGACUUCUGUCCUCCAGUGAGUAGACCGAAGAUGAUUGUGAACGCUGCAAGCGCCAUGCUAAUCGAGCAGAACGGCGCACUGGCAGUCACAGGUGGUCGCGACAUUGUGCCUGCUAUCAACGAGCUGUUGGCCUUUCCCUUUGCCCUGCGAGUCGCAACCAAAGACUUCCAUCCCCAGGACCACAUCUCCUUCGCCUCGAACCACCCUGCGCCCAACAACCAGCCCUUUGUGUCCAAAAUCACCAUCAAGAACCCACUCAACUCCGAUGAGACGCAUGAGACACAGCUGUGGCCUGACCACUGUGUGCAAGGUACCAAGGGCGCAGAGCUGCUGCCAGAGCUCCAUGUCAACCGCGUGGAUUGCAUUGUAGAGAAGGGUCAGGACAAGCGCGUGGAGAUGUACUCGGCAUUUGCAGACCCGUUUCCCAGUCCAUGCGCUCAGAGUGGCCUGGCAGACAGGCUGCGCAAGGCAGGCAUCACGGACGUCUACGUGGUGGGUCUGGCGGCCGACUACUGCGUGCGGUUUACAGCGCUCGAUGCGCAGAAGAACGGCUUCCAGACGUGGGUGGUUGGUGAGGCUACCAAGGCAGUCGAUCCGUCAUCAAUGGAGGAAGUCUACAGAGGCUAUGAAGAGGCUGGUGUCAAGGUCAUUGGAAGGGAUGAUGCGCAGAUACAGAGGAUUAAGGAGCUUGCACAGACGCAGGCUAAGCAUGAAUAA
Messenger RNA from Ascochyta rabiei, 759 nucleotides. RefSeq names its product Nicotinamidase. Bases 1 to 759 code for a protein of 252 amino acids. The transcript has a single exon. The record is from RefSeq and is a predicted model, not a curated record. Lineage: Eukaryota; Fungi; Ascomycota; Dothideomycetes; Pleosporales; Didymellaceae.